This is a messenger RNA of Hyla sarda, 1942 nucleotides long. Its product is annotated as phospholipase A2 inhibitor gamma subunit B-like. NCBI's taxonomy places the organism in Eukaryota, Metazoa, Chordata, Amphibia, Anura, Hylidae. The transcript has 5 exons. The coding region runs from base 438 to 971 and encodes 177 amino acids. The record is from RefSeq and is a predicted model, not a curated record.
CUGGUUGGGAAACACUGCACUAGCGGUGUCACAAGAAUGCCGAGCGCGGCUCUGUUCCCUGUCAGCUCUCAGGGUACGAGCCUCGCGCGCGGUUAACGUAGUACUGCACAGGCGCAGCACUACGCAAAUAGCGUAGGGCUAACGUAGGCAGCGAUAGGAGUACUGCGCCUGCGCAGAAUAAAUUAACUUUGGGGGAGUAGCCGACUCCGGGCGGGGAGGCCGGCACAGCCCGCAGUGACUCAUGGGAGCGAUGAGUCACCGGGCGAAGAUGGCGCCGGAUCGUAAGGAAGACGCGGUCGAGCGUCAUCAGAGGACCCAGCUUCCGGCCAGAUGGAAAAGCGAGGAGAAGUCCGGGAAGAAGCCGACAUGGACAACGUGACGCUCUGUCUUGCAAAGUGUGUACGACUUCACACGCCAAAUUCUGCAACGCCUCCAGCAUGGUCUGCCCCGAAAAUCACGUCUGCGCCUCCUCGUAUACCCUGACCAAUACACAUGGGGCGAUAUUCGUCAUGUCCUGCGCCCCCAGAGAUCACUGCGACUCCCCCGGCAGCAUCAGCGCCUCUAAUGGUAGAAUCCGGAGGAGCACCACCUGUUGUUACACUGAUAACUGCACUCCACCGCCCCCUAUGUUACCCGAUAAAAACUUCCAGCCAAAUGGGCUGACCUGCCAGACGUGCUUAUCUGUUCGCUCAAAGUGGUGUUACUCCAAGCAUACCAUAGACUGUACUGGAGAUGAGGAUGCCUGUCUGCUCCAAACCAGCGAAUAUUAUGCUCCCAUUAGGAGAUCCGUAGCGGUUCGUGGAUGCGCCACUAAAAGUAUCUGCUCUCUCGGCACCCAGUGGAUCGAAUUUGGAAUCCUAAAAAUGAAGUUCAAGUAUUCGUGUGUAUUAAGUGGAACGUCGGGUCUACAACACAGGCUCAUCGCUCCUAUUACCGUUGCACUUGCUGUAGUCAAAUGUUUCAAUUUUUAGUCACAAAAAUGAACCUGAAUUAGGAUUCAAAAAUGUAUAAAGUAAAAGUAAGGCCAGAGAAUAUAUGAAAUAUUCUAAUAUAUAAUAAUAAUAAUAUAAGAUCACCCUCUAUUGUAGAUGCAAAUGCCAUACAUUUCCCAUGUCAUUAAAGGGGUACCCCCGGUGCCCCCAGUGUUCAGACCAUUCUGUUGAUGGGCAUGAUUCCAGCUCAAUCUGUAUACUGCUGCUGUCUCUAUGGGAUCAGGAUAUAUAGUAAUCAUACACCUCCCCCUCCAGCUCUAUCUAUAUGAGAUUUGGAUGUAUAGUAGUUAUACACCUUCCCUCCAGCUCUAUCUGUAUACUGCUGCUAUCUCUAUGGGUUCAGGGUAUAUAGUAGUUAUACGCCUCCCCUUCAGCUCUAUCUGUAUACCGCUGCUGCUAUAUCUAUGCAAUCAGGGUAUAUAGUAGUUUUACACCUCCCCUCCCAGCUCUAUUUGUAUACCGCUGCUAUCUCUAUGGGAUCAGGAUAUAUAGUAGUUAUACACCUCCCCCGAUGCUUUGUUCACUCAUUAUAUUUCUUUGGCUAGGGGAUAAUAUGUCUAGGGGCAGAGUACUCCUUUAAGAUUUUUUUAUAGAAGUAAUUUACAAAUUAAGUUUAACUAUUUGGCACCAGUUGAUUUGAAGAGAAAAAAAAAUGUUUUCCACCGGAGUACCCCUUAAACACAUGUUUUUGGACUAUUGGUGAAGUACAGGUUCGGACAGUACUAAUGAAGUCCAAAUUGAACUUUUUGCCAGAGUUCGAGGAAUUGGCUGAACCAAACUUUUGUACAUUUGGCUUAUCUCUAAUGGUGACCCAGUCCUUGUCUCCUCUACCAGAACUUUUGGAGAUGUCUUGGAUAUCUGAGACCACCAGAGGAGAAUUUUUUAAGGUCAUCGAUAAGAUCUCAUGGGUUAUUUGUGACUUAUCUGUGUAAAUAAACCCUCCAAAUGGA